Molecule: messenger RNA, 3007 nt
Organism: Zingiber officinale
Lineage: Eukaryota; Viridiplantae; Streptophyta; Magnoliopsida; Zingiberales; Zingiberaceae
Exons: 7
Coding region: 224-2773 (849 amino acids)
Source: RefSeq, a predicted model, not a curated record
CUAAAUUUCUGCUGUUGCUUCCUUUUGAUCUCGUUUUAAUCCUCUGGAGAUUGCGUGUUAUUAGGGUUUGUUUUUGGUGUUUGAUCGCCUCUCCCGUCGAUUCAACGGCCGCGCGGGAUUGAAAUCGUCGCCGGGAGCUGCAUCUCAAAUCGCCUGGCGCUUUCCCCCUUUUGCUUUCUUGAUUGACGACCGUGAUCGAGCGCGGAAAAGGGCAGCUCCGGCCAUGGCGGAGUUCCGACACAGGGAGGCCGAUCUGGAGUUCCGGUGCGGACUCGAAGAGCUCGUGCGCGGCCACUUCGACGGCUGCAUGGGCACCGGGCUCUCCUCCUCCUGCGCGGCGGGGGGCGGCGAGGAGGAGGAGGAGGGAAAUACGAUCGAGGCCGAGCAGCUCGCUGCCCGAAGACGCCGCAGGUCCGAUCUUGACGGCGACGACCUCGCUGAGUCCUCGUCCGCGGCGCGCCGACACUCGAGAGUGUUCAGCCGGUGGGUCGCGCGCCAGGCUGAGGAAAUGAUUACCACCAUGGAGCGGCGGAACCGCGAGUCUGAGCUGAUGGCGCUGGCAGGUCGCCACCCUGUGUCCAUGCUCGAUCCUUCCUUUCUCAGGGAGUCCCGUAGGUCGCCGUCGGCUGUCACCGCGGUGGAACGUCCGGUUGUUUCUCGUGCGUCGUCGAUGCUGCAGAUGUGGCGGGAGCUCGAGGACGUGACGGCUGCUGCGAGGGCGGAGCGUAGGAGCACCGCGGCAGUGUCUGCACUUCGUGAUCGGCUUCCUUUGGAAGGCCGGAAUGAGCUGGAUGGCAGCUCGGUUACAGCAAGCGAGAGUGAGUAUCCUGGAUACGCACAGUGGGCUCACGGACAUACAGACUCCUCUUCUAGACGGGGUCCAGUGGAUGAGGAUGAUCGGGGAUCAAGUCGGGAACAAUCUCCUGACCUUGAUGACGCGGUAAGGGAGAGGGUGCGACAGAUAGUACGUGGUUGGAUGACGGAGAGUGAGAUUGCAGAAUCAGCAUCUAGGAUUGCCCGCAGUAAUGAGACGCCGAGGGCGCAUGGGCUAGGGGAACUUGAAAGGGAGAGAGUGAGAUUGGUGAGAGAGUGGGUGCAGAUGACGAGUCAGCAACCGAGAGAAAGCCGUGCUAGUCGGAGGGAGGAAAGGCAGAGGGAAAGAAAUGAGUCUGUAACUGAUGGCCAUCCUGAGCUUGUGAGAAGGGAAUUGCUGGGGUUGCGGGGCAGACAAGCUCGACUUGAGUUGAUCACGAGGAUGGCAUCGGAAAGGCAGAAUGAGCUCCAGGCAUUAUCAGAGCAUCAUGCAGUUUCAGGAUUUGCUCACCGCAAUCGCAUUCAAGUAUUGCUGAGGGGACGAUUUUUAAGAAAUGGUGUAAUGACAGAUGACCAAGAGAGGUCACCAUCAAUUGCAGAAAGAGAAUUAGGUCAGUUGAGGCAACAUCAUCAUGUCUCUGGUCUAAGAGAGGGUAUUUACUUUCAAUUAGAGAAUUCUGUUCAUGAUGAAGCAACAAGCCAGCCUUAUUCUUCAGCCAAUGAAAGCUUUUCUGUGACAGAUCAAUUUCUAGCCAGUACUGGAACAUAUUUAUCUAGCAUCAAUACUGAGGAGGCGACUCAAUCUAGUGAGGAUAUUAACAUUAACCAAACAGUAGAGAGAGAAGAGAUGCUUGGGUUGGAGAGUAAUCAUCAUGUUGAAACUCAUGAUAUUCAGGAAACUCCUGCUGAUGUAGCUGAGCAACAAGAAGAUACUGGUCAUGAUAGAGUUGGCUGGGAAUCAAAUGAUGUUGUUACUAUAGUUGAUUGGCCUGAAGAAACCAGGGGAACCCUUGAGGAUAUGGAUUUCAAUGCAAACUGGCAGGAAAACAUGGAUCAGGAUUGGCCAUUGGAAACCACUGGGUAUGAUAUUGGAGAAGACAGUCCUCUACAUGAAGCUCAUGAAGAAUGGCAUGAGGAUGAACCUCCUAAUACUGCCGAAAACUGGCAGGAUGAACAGGAAGAUCCUGCAACAAAUCGAAGGUCUAGUCCUAUUAGACGAGUCAACAGAUUUAUCCCUCCUGAUGAUGAACGUGUAUACAGUAUGGAGCUUAGGGAACUCCUUAGUAGGAGGAGUGUUUCUAACCUUCUUCAUAGUGGAUUUCGUGAAAGUUUAGACCAAUUAAUACAAUCCUAUGUUCAACGACAAGGCACAACUCCAUUUGAUUGGGAUAUAGGCAGGCCAUUGCCUAUCAUUACACCAGAAGAAGAUGGGGCUGAGAGAAGAGAUGGUCAAACUCGGGCUACUAUGAGGUCUAAUGUGUUUCCACCGCCACGUUUGCCAUCAAGACCACCACUUUGGCACUCCAGGACUCAUAUGAACAAUUGGGUUAGGCGAAACAUGCAUCGCUCAGAAAUUGAAUGGGAUGCUUUCAGUGACUUAAAGGCAGAAAUUGUUAGGAUGCAACAGGGAAUGAAUAAUAUGCAAAGAAUGCUGGAAGCUUGCAUGGAAAUGCAAGUGGAGUUACAACGUGCAGUUAGACAGGAAGUCUCUGCAGCUUUGAAUCGGUCUUAUGGCAAAGGCUGCAGUGAGGAAGCACUUAUUGAUGGAUUCAAAUGGAAUCAAGUUGGAAAAGGGAUCUGCUGUGUCUGUUGCGAUAACCAUAUCGACUCUCUUCUUUACAGAUGUGGCCAUAUGUGCACUUGCUCAAUGUGUGCUCAUGAGUUGGUCAAAGCUGGAAGUAAGUGCCCCUUGUGCCGCGCACCUAUUGUCGAGGUCAUCAGGGCCUACUCGAUCAACUAGCAUAAGAGUUUCGCUGUGCCAAAGGGGAGUGAGCUUCUGCUUCCAGAAUUUUGUGAAUUGUAAAUGCUCCAUUAAUUCUGGUUAUUUGGUGUUUCCUUCUUCGUUUUGUUGUUUCUCGAUGAUGCCCUUGGAGCCGCAGAACCGUUACGAGUGGACUUCUCAAAAUUUGCACCUAUUGUGUAAGCUCAAACGAUAAAAAUUGAGGUAUACAUCUCCUAUACUAUUCUUUUGUUA